This is a messenger RNA of Pteronotus mesoamericanus, 1353 nucleotides long. It is a transcript of the gene HEPACAM2, whose product is annotated as HEPACAM family member 2. NCBI's taxonomy places the organism in Eukaryota, Metazoa, Chordata, Mammalia, Chiroptera, Mormoopidae. The coding region runs from base 1 to 1353 and encodes 450 amino acids. Gene Ontology annotation, cellular component: Golgi apparatus; centrosome; spindle. Gene Ontology annotation, biological process: centrosome cycle. The transcript is spliced from 8 exons. The record is from RefSeq and is a predicted model, not a curated record.
AUGUGGCUCAGGGUUUUUACUGCUUUCCUCUCCUUUGUGACAGGUGUUUGCUCGGGGCUGAAGGUGGUGGUGCCAUCACACACCGUCCAUGGCACCCGGGGUCAGGCCCUCUACCUCCCCGUGCACUACGGAUUCCACACUCCAGCCUCAGACAUCCAGAUCAUAUGGCUGUUUGAAAGACACCACAUGAUGCCCAAGUACUUACUGGGCUCUGUGAACAAGUCUGUGGUUCCCGACUUGGAAUACCAACACAAGUUCACCAUGAUGCCGCCCAACGCAUCUCUGCUCAUCAACCCGCUGCAGUUCACUGAUGAAGGCAAUUACAUUGUGAAGGUCAACAUUCAGGGCAAUGGAACUCUAUCCGCUAGUGAGAAGAUACAAGUCACUGUUGAUGACCCUGUCACAAAGCCAGUGGUGCAGAUUCAGCCUUCCUCAGGGGCUGUGGAGUAUGUAGGAAACAUAACCCUGACAUGCUUCGUGGAAGGUGGCACCCGACCAGUUUACCAGUGGCUAAAAAAUAGGAGACCUGUCCACAUCAGCUCCACCAACUCUUUUUCUCCCCAAAACAACAUCCUUCAUAUUGCUCCAGUGACCAAAGAAGACAUUGGGAAUUACAGUUGCCUGGUGAAGAAUCACGUCAGUCAGAUGGAAAGUGACAUCAUUAUGCCCACCAUAUACUAUGGACCUUAUGGACUUCAAGUUAAUUCUGACAAAGGCCUAAAAGUGGGGGAAGUAUUUACUGUUGACAUUGGAGAAGCCAUCUUGUUUGAUUGUUCUGCUGAUUCGUAUCCUCCCAACACCUACUCCUGGAUCCAGAGGACUGACAAUACAACAUAUGUCAUUAAGCAUGGGCCCCGCUUGGAAGUUGCAUCUGAGAAAGUGGCGCAGAAGACAACUGACUAUGUGUGCUAUGCUUACAACAAUGUGACUGGAAGGCAAGAUGAAACUCAUUUCACCGUCAUCAUCACUUCUGUAGGCCUGGAGAAGCUUGCACAAAAAGGGAAAUCACUGCCCCCUUUAGCAAGCAUAACCGCAAUAUCACUCUUUUUGAUUAUAUCCAUGUGUUUUCUUCUCCUAUGGAAAAAAUAUCAACCCCACAAAGUUAUAAAACAGAAGCUAGAAGGCAGGCCAGAAACAGAAUACAGAAAAGCACGAACAUUUUCAGGCCAUGAAGAUGCUUUGGAUGACUUCGGCAUAUAUGAAUUUGUUGCUUUUCCGGAUGCUUCUGGUGUUCCCAGGAUGCCCAGUAGGUCUGUUCCAGCCUCUGACGGUGUAGCAGGACAAGAUUUGCACUUUACGAUUUAUGAAGUUAUUCAGCACAUCCCUGCCCAACAGCAAGACCGUCUAGAGUAA